AAUUCGUUUUGUUUUCAUUUUUUGUAGUUAUUUUUUAUUACCUCCUUUUUACUUGACCGACGACGACGAAGGAUGAAGGACUCGAAUCUGGCGGUGCCGGCGGCGAAUCAGCGGCCCUGGGAGACCAUCGACUGGCCGGCGGAGCAGCAGCGCUGGAUCCACCGCAGCUGGGGCCAGUACUUUGCGAGGAUGCGCAAGAACAGCUUCGCGCACACGUAUUUCGACAGGUGCAUCGGCGAGGAGCACGAGCACGAGGUGCUCGAUCACAAGGCGCUGUAUCUGCGCAGCAAGUUCCAGAGAUCGGUGGCCCUGCCGCUGGGCGCCUUGGCUGAUAGUUUGCGGGCUACGGAGGCGAGCGAGGUGUGGAAUGCGAAUGUGUCGAUGGAACUGGCCGAUGCGCUGUACGAUCUGAAUCGGUUCGAGGACAACAAGAGCUUGCUGCACGAGAAUGUGCGGCGGCAUGCGGGCACCGCUAUGAAGGCCUUCGAGAAUCGCAUCCUGUUGGUCGAUGAGAAUCUGAAGGAUUGCACGGGCUACAGUCUGGCCAACUUCUUCAUGGAGCACUCGUCGCAGCUGCCCGGCUUCUAUGAGCACCAGCAGGAGGAGCUAAGGAAGGCGGACAAGCGACCGCUGUGGAAAAUCCUGAAGGAGCGCAACGAGUGCGACGUCCAGAGCAGCAGGAUUCGCAGGGAGGAGAUGCUCUCGCCGCUGGAGAGCGAGCGCAGGCGUCGCAAAACUAAGAUCUAUUAUCAGAACUAUCUCGGUCGCAACUGGACGGAUUUUAUAUUCCUGAAGACACUACGUCGCAAUCCCAACUGCCUGCUGAACAACAACUUUGGCUCCUCGCCGCAAAUAACCGAGAAUCUGGAGUACUCCUUUCGGCGGCUGAAGACCUUCACGCGGAUGCUACAGGCACGCAGCCCCAUGUACAAUGAGUACUUCCAGCGGAAUCCACGAAUGGAGGCUCGCAUGCGGGACUCGAAUCUGUUUAGGAUUCAGUACCAGACCAGGAGGAAUAUGCAGAGCAUCCUGCGAACCAUCCAGGUGCUGAGGAAAAAGAAUGACAUCAAGCGCCUGCGCAAAUUCGUGGAGGACGUGAUGGGCAACUAUGUGGUCAUCAAGACGAACCGGCUGAUGCCCUGGAAGGCGGAAUUCAUGAACGAGGUGUACAACCACCUGGGCCUGAGCCUGUGCCAGGGCUACCGCCUGCCCUCCACGCGGGUGACGCCCUACGAUAAGGGCGCCAUGUGCCAUCUGCUCAACAUACCCAGCGCCAAGCCGCUGGAGCACUCAGAGUUCAUCUUCGGCGACCGGUCGACUUACUCCUACGCGGGUCCCGACAAGCAGAGCACCGACCGAUUGGCCGAUCAAAACUACAUCGAAUACCUGGAGAAGCGUCUGCUCUUCGCCCGCCUGCCGAUCGAAAGGAGCUACUUGCUCCACGAACUGGCCGAUCGGUACAUGCAGAAGAACCACUUCGUCCAGAGCCUGUCCUACGCCCAGAAGGCCAUCGAGGAGGCCAGGAUGUGCAAUAGUCGGAUCUGGGAGUUCCUCGGCACCAUGCUGAUGGCCAAAUCGCACGCAGUGCUGCACAAGUACGAGCGGCAAACGGAGGUUCUCAAUGCCGCCUACCAACUGGCCACGCAGCUGAAGUCGCCGCAACUUUGCACCUUCAUCGAACUGUGCCGCAUGCUGAACAAGGACUACAUAACGCUGCGCAAGAUGUCCCAGCUGGUGACCAGCAAGCGACUACGCACCAAAAUCUCCAAUAGGUCCAGCUUCUUCAGCUCACCCAACUACUCGCCCAACUUUUCGGAGAUUAAGAAGCAGGAGGCUGAUCUUCUGACGGCCUAAUUCGGCGGAUUGACUGAGGGGCAAUGUUUCAAUACAAUGCCCUUCAUUUGAGCCGUUGGAUUUGGCCCGCCAAAAUACCAGCCUCUAUGGAAUAUAGCAAAGGAAUCAUAUAAAAUAAUAUUAUUAGAUAUUAAGAAGUAGCACAAAAUCGUAAAAAAAAAUUCAGAAUUAUCUGUAUUGUAAAAUCGUAAAAAUAUAUCUAAAGAGAAAUGUUAAGCCUGUUCGCUGUGUAAUUUUAAAAUUAAUUUACUAGCCCCUCUUUAUUUACACACUGUAAUUAGCAAUUACUGUGCGAAAUCUAAUGUUUACCCAAGAAAUAUUCAAUUUAAUGAAGACCUUUGCAAAUGCUAUGAUUUAAAAUCGAACAGGCCAAUCCCUUUGGCAUGCAAAUUAUCCGAAAUUAAAAUGUCACUGCCCCAUAUUUGAAUAUAAAUGAACGGCAUAAAUAAAAUAAACAAAGUGCAGUGCGCUGUAAAAACUAUUAAAUGGGCUAGCAAAAUCA
This is a messenger RNA of Drosophila takahashii, 2356 nucleotides long. It is a transcript of the gene r-cup, whose product is annotated as ryder cup. The record is from RefSeq and is a predicted model, not a curated record. Lineage: Eukaryota; Metazoa; Arthropoda; Insecta; Diptera; Drosophilidae.